AUGGCUCUUACUCAGGGACAGUUGACAUUCAGGGAUGUGGCCAUAGAAUUCUCUCAGGAAGAGUGGAAAUGCCUGGACCCUGCUCAGAGGGCUUUGUACAGGGACGUGAUGUCGGAGACCUACAGGAACCUGGUCUCGCUGGAUAUCUCUCCUAAAAGUGUGAUCCAGGAAUCACCCCCAAUAGGGAACAGCUAUACAGGAGAAAUAUUCCACACAGUAACAUUGGAAAGGCAUGAAAGCCAUGACAUUGAAGAUUUUUGCUUCAGGGAAAUUCAGAAAAAUAUACAUGACUUUGAGUGUCAGUGGAAGGAUGAUGAAAGAAAUUACAACACAGAGCCCGUGACCCAAAAAGAAAAUCUUACUAGUAGAAGAGGCCAACAUAAUAAAAGGGAUGCAGGAAAUAAGCCUAUUAAAAAUCAGCUUAGAUUAUGCUUUCGGGCACUUCCACCUAAACUGCAGCUGUUUCAAGUUGAUGGGAAUAUUUAUGGCUGUAAUCAAGUUGAGAAGUCUAUCAAUAAUGGUUCCUUAGCUUCGCUACCACAAAGAACUCCUUCUAAUAUUAAAACCCAUGUUCUUAAAAAAUAUGGGACUGAUUUCAUCAAUCCUUCAUUACUUACACAAGAACAGAAAUCAUGCAUUAGGGAAAAACCUUACAAAUGUAAUGAGUGUGGCAAAGCCUUUAAUCACAGUUCACACCUCAUGGUACAUAAGUUAAUCCAUUCCAGAGAGAAACAAUAUAAAUGUGAUAUCUGUGGCAAAGUCUUUAGUCAAAAAUCAAACCUUGCACGUCAUCAGAGGGUUCAUACUGGAGAGAAACCAUACAAAUGUAAUGAAUGUGACAAGGUUUUCAGUCGCAAUUCAUGCCUGGCACUACAUCGAAGAAUUCAUACUGGAGAGAAACCUUACAAAUGUAAUGAGUGUGGCAAAGUUUUCAGUCGCAAUUCAUGCCUUGUGCUACAUCAGAGGAUUCAUAUUGGAGAGAAACCUUAUAAGUGUAAUGAGUGUGGCAAAGCCUUUAGUGUGCGGUCAACACUUAUGAACCAUAUGGUAAUCCACAGUGGAGAGAAACCCUACAAAUGCUGAGAAUGUGGCAAAGCCUUUAGUGUGCAUUCAAGCCUAACUACGCAUCAGGUGAUCCAUACUGGAGCAAAACCUUACAAAUGUAAUGAGUGUGGCAAAUCCUUCAAUGUGCGCCCAAACCUUGCUAGACAUCAGAUAAUCCAUACUGGGAAAAAACCUUUCAAAUGUAAUGAUUGUGGCAAAUCCUUUAGUGUGCGCCCAAAUCUCAUUAGGCACCAAAUGAUUCAUACUAGAGAGAAACCUUACAAAAGUGAUAAAUAUGACAAGGUCUCCAUUCAAAGUUCAAAUCUUGCAAGUCAUCAAAGAAUUUAUACUGGGGAGAAAUCUCACAAAUCAAACAAUUGGGGAAAACCUUACAAAUGUAAUGAAUGUGGCAAGGUGUUCACUCAAAAUUCACACCUUACGAGUCAUAGAAGAAUCCAUAGUGGAGAGAAGCCCUACAAAUGUGCUGAGUGUGGCAAAACCUUCAGUGUUCGUUCAAACCUAACUAUCCAUCAGGUAAUCCAUACUGGAGAAAAACCUUACAAAUGUAAUGAAUGUGGCAAGGUCUUCAGUCAGCCUUCAAACCUGGCAGGUCACAGGAGAAUUCAUACAGGAGAGAGACCUUACAAGUGUAAUGAGUGUGGGAAAACCUUUAGAGGACAUUCAAACCUAACUACCCAUCAGUUAAUCCAUACUGGGGAAAAGCCCUUCAAAUGUAAUGAAUGUGGCAAGCUUUUCACUCAAAAUUCACACCUUGCAAGCCACUGGAGAAUUCAUACUGGAGAGAAACCUUACAAGUGCAGUGAGUGUGGCAAAGCCUUUAGUGUUCGUUCAAGCCUAGCUAUCCAUCAGACAAUUCAUACUGGAGAAAAACCUUACAAAUGUAAUGAAUGUGGAAAGGUCUUUAGGUACAAUUCCUACCUUGGAAGGCAUCGCAGAAUUCAUACUGGAGAGAAACCUUACAAGUGCAAUGAGUGUGGCAAAGCAUUUAGUAUGCAUUCAAACCUAACUACACAUCAGGUCAUCCAUUCUGGAAAAAAACCUUUUAAAUGUAAUGAAUGUGGCAAGGUUUUCACUCAAAAUUCACAGCUUGCAAAUCACCGAAGAAUUCAUACUGGAGAGAAACCUUAUAAGUGCAAUGAGUGUGGGAAAGCCUUUAGUGUGCGUUCGAGCCUAACUACCCAUCAGGCAAUCCAUACUGGAGAGAAACCUUACAAAUGUAUUGAGUGUGGCAAGGGCUUCACUCAAAAAUCACACCUUACAAGUCAUCAGGGAAUUCAUUCUGGAGAGAAACCUUACAAGUGUAAUGACUGUGGCAAAGUCUUCAGUCAAACUUCACAGCUUGCAAGGCAUUGGAGAAUUCAUACUGGAGAAAAACCUUACACAUGUAAUGAGUGUGGAAGAGCCUUUAGUGUUCGGUCAAGCCUAACUCUUCAUCAGGCAAUACACACUGGACAAAAACCUUACAAAUGUCAUGAAUGUGGCAAGGUCUUUAGGCACAAUUCAUACCUUGCCACUCAUCGAAGAAUUCAUACAGGAGAGAAACCUUACAAGUGUAAUCAGUGUGGCAAGGCCUUUAGUAUGCAUUCAAACCUAACUACCCAUCAGGUCAUCCAUACUGGAGAAAAACCUUACAAGUGUAAUGAAUGUGGCAAGGUUUUCACUCAAAAUUCACACCUUGCAAAUCACCGAAGAAUUCAUACUGGUGAGAAACCUUACAGGUGCAAUGAGUGUGGGAAAGCCUUCAGCGUUCGUUCAACACUAACUACCCAUCAGGCCAUACAUACCGGGAAAAAACCUUACAAAUGUAAUGAAUGCGGCAAGGUCUUCACUCAAAAUUCACACCUGGCAAAUCACCGAAGAAUUCAUACUGGAGAGAAACCUUACAGAUGUGUAGUGUGUGGCAAAGCCUUUCGUGUACGUUCAAGCCUGACUACCCAUCAGGCAAUCCACACUGGAGAAAAACCGUAUAAAUGUAAUGAAUGUGGCAAGGUCUUCAGGCAAAGUUCAAACCUUGCAAGUCAUCACAGACUUCACAGUGGAGAGAAACCUUACAAGUGAGUGUGGCAAGGUCGUCAGUCACAGUUCACUCCUUUCACAACAUCAGAGAAUUCAUUCUUGAGGGAAUCCUUGCAAAUGUAAUGACUAUGGCCAGUCCUUCCUAAGUUGAACCAUUAAUAGAUAUCAGGAGAGUCCAUGAUAGGAAAUAUCGUGUAAAUUUAUGUGGCAGAGGCUUUGUCUAGGCCUCACAGCUCAGUGGGCCUCAAAAUACACAUAAUUGAUGAAACUACACAAAUGCAAUGUGUAUGGUGAUGCCAU
Molecule: messenger RNA, 3381 nt
Organism: Propithecus coquereli (Coquerel's sifaka)
Lineage: Eukaryota; Metazoa; Chordata; Mammalia; Primates; Indriidae
Product: zinc finger protein 845-like
Exons: 6
Biological process (GO): regulation of transcription by RNA polymerase II
Molecular function (GO): RNA polymerase II cis-regulatory region sequence-specific DNA binding; DNA-binding transcription factor activity
Source: RefSeq, a predicted model, not a curated record